Vitis riparia (riverbank grape) is the source of this 2030-nucleotide messenger RNA. RefSeq lists its product as uncharacterized. NCBI's taxonomy places the organism in Eukaryota, Viridiplantae, Streptophyta, Magnoliopsida, Vitales, Vitaceae. The transcript is spliced from 6 exons. The coding region runs from base 1 to 570 and encodes 189 amino acids. The record is from RefSeq and is a predicted model, not a curated record.
AUGUUGGAAGAGAAUCCAUGGUGGCAGAAGAUUGAACCUGUAGGGAAGGAAAGGCAGAGAACGGAGACAGAAGGUGAGAUCAGCUCAGAGUUCCUCACAAAAUCUGUGUUAGCUGUUUACCUGUUCAGAUUGUUGGGUAAGGAACUCCCUUCUUGCAUUAAACGUGGAUUGAUUACUAUUGAGAAGGAGAUUAAAAGGCUAAAGCUGGAAGAAGCUUCGACGAGCUAUUCAUCAACUAAGAGGCGAAAAGAUGGUUGGAAAGCCUUGAAUGGUUGUGAUGCCUUUAGAGUAUUACACUUGACUUCUGAAGGUGGGCCAGUGGGAAAGAUGAUGGCGCAGGAGAGCAAGAAGAAAUCCUGGAUCACUGCCGAAUCCUCCUUGAAACCUUCACCAGUUGACAAGAAAACUCUGGUGUCUUUGAAGCCUAGCUCUAACAUUAUGAAAAAGUCUUCAAGUCACAUUGUCAAAAAUGCAGAAGCUGGAUUGGAGAUUGACGGAGGAAAUGAGGAUGAGAAGAAUAUUGGAGGGAGCAACAAAAGAGAGAGUGAUGAAAGAGGCAAAAAUGAUUGAAGGGCUGAGGAAAACAUUGGUGGAAUUAUAUUCAUGUGCAACUCAAAAACUAAACCAGAUUGUUUCUGCUAUCAAAUCAUGGGUCUCCCGCUGAACAGGCUAAAGCUUGUGAUGGGCAUCAAACCUGGUCUGAAGCUUUUUCUUUAUGAUUUUGAUCUCAAGCUUAUGUAUGGUAUCUAUGAGGCAUCUUCUUCUGGUGGAAUAAAACUUGAACCAACUGCUUUUAAUGGAGCCUUUCCUGUUCAGGUGUGAUUCAAGGUUCACAGGGACUGCCUUCCACUACCUGAAAGUGUUUUUAGGAAAGCAAUCCUGGACAACUACAACGAAAAACAGAAGUUCAAAACUGAGCUAACCGUCCAGCAAGUAGAAAAACUCUUGGAGCUAUUUCAGCCUGUCCCAAAUGAACAUUCUUUCUUUCAGGAACAUCUGCUUGCUCCAGUCCUCCAAACCCCACCUGCGGCAGCUAUACUAGCAGGGGAAGCACAGACGGGACAAUUCCUUAGAGAACACUACAAUGGUGGAGGACCCAUAGGAGUCUUUGUCCAGCUUUUCCACAGGAUCAGCAUAUGUACAUUCCUGCUGCCACUCUAGAUCCUUACAGAAUUGGUUACGGAAUGGAGGCACCUUCGAGGCAUCCUUUCCCUGUAAAUGACGGUACAGUAGGUGUGCAGAAUGAGGAUGCUCAUCUUGAUCGGCUCUUUCUCAGUGAAAGGGAGCAUCAAGCUCAGGGUCUCGGCUUUCCACCAGAUUUACCCCCCUCUGCAACAACCCCAACACAAACUUAUACUGCUUUACACUGUUACAGAAAAGACCAAUGUCAGGGUGAUCAUAGCAUUACCUCCUCGCCUGAUCCAUACCCAGGACUACCUAGGACGGUGGCGACCCCUUCAGAAUCCUACUCUUUCAUUACAAGGAGAUAAACUUGUGUAACGGAUUCCUAUCUCUUCGGGAGUAACACAAGCAUUUUUUCACGAAGUGGGUUUCCCAAUAAACCAAAAAGAUUAUAAGCAGCCAGUGCUUCCCCUGUUCCUUCAGGUUAUAAUCAGAAAAGCGACAAUCUGGGGGAUCAACCAGACGAUCAGAAAAGUCAUCAUGGGGACCAGUCUGAACAUGCAUACAUACCACUAUACCAGUUUCAUGUCGAUAUUCCUUUGCUGGUCCUCCUUUUACUUACAGCUGAGCAGUGACUAUUCUUUUCCUCAUGUGCCUCUUUCCACAUAUCGAGCCACGGAUGAAUCCAAACUGCAAAAGGAAAGUGAGCAAUGUCCCACCUCCAACGGGCAAAAAAUUUAAGACUGGUUUGUGAAGAUUCUCACACUGCUGGAACAGUUGAUAAAAACUGUAUUUUGUAAAUUAGACAUUUAAUUUUGACAAUAUCACAUAAAGAUGAAUUGUAUAUCCCCUGUUGUACCCAGUGGGACCAUCAAUUCUGAGAAAUAUAUUUAAUCUUCCCCAUGCUA